Molecule: messenger RNA, 1539 nt
Organism: Mycena indigotica
Lineage: Eukaryota; Fungi; Basidiomycota; Agaricomycetes; Agaricales; Mycenaceae
Exons: 7
Coding region: 1-1539 (512 amino acids)
Source: RefSeq, a predicted model, not a curated record
AUGUAUGACCCAUCGUGGGACACGUACUAUGCACGGCCAGAACGUGCGGAGGCGAAUUACGCGGAGGACGCAUGGAGUGGCCCUGGGAGCAACAGUGGCUGUGGAAGCAACAGGGCAACAUGUCACGAUGAAUCGUCCUUCAAAUUUGUCUGGUCCGAAAUCUUCCGAAUUGUUUUCGAGUUGACUGGUAAACCCCUUCGAUUUAAGCGUGUCCAUCAUGGUGGGAAGAUAUUGGGUCUACUUUCUGAUAUGGAAGCGGCACCACUUCUUGGGUUCGCUGCUGCUCUUUGGGAAGAAAUGACACCGGAGUAUAAGGCUCGGAUCGGUAACCCUGAAUCGACCCUAUCUUACGUUCUCCGGAUUUGUAGCGUCCAUUUCAAUCGCGGCAUUGACGAUUUAAAGCAUCUGUCAAAAGAAACUCGAGGGCAGUUGCGUGAGCUUCGUCACGUCAAGACGCAGGCUGAGCUGGACAAGUUUGAGCUGUGGCUUGGUAGUAUCGAUGAUCCGACUGGCCGUACUCAAAGAUGGCUGGACCACAAGAAAAUGCAUCGGUGGCUUCUUCCAGCCCUCAUUCAGUUUCGCUCCAACAUCGGCGCCGACUGGGAUCUUCUCGAGCCAAACACGAACCUCGGAGAAGGUCAGCAUCGAUGGAACAACAUCCAAACCGGCACAGACAUGGGAAUCAUAGAAUCGAUGGAGAAGUACGAGGCGCUCGAUGCUUCUAUUGAGGCCCAGCUUCGGCAAGAGGAGCGAACAGGUGAUGCGCGGAACCCACGCAACGGCGUCGCCACCCGAUAUCUCAGUCGAUACACUCGACGACUCUCCGCGGUUGAGAAGAGCCGUCGAGUUCGAUUUGUCGACAUCAAGGUUCGAUUGCGUGGAGUCGGUGUGGCUGAGGCGAAAGCUGAGCUCAAAAAGGCAAGGAAACUGGCAAAGUCGCGACCGUCAGCGCAAGCUCAAAAUCAAGUUGCGGUGUGCGAGAAACAACUUCAGGUGUCUAAGACAAAGCUUUCAAAAGCCAAAGCUGAGGCCAAGUCUAACUCGUCGGGACGGGUGUCCGUUGGUCGACCUCGGAUUAGCGCACAAACCCAGAGCUACCUGGCAACUGUUGAAGAGCUUGAGGAAGACGCGGCGGACAACUCUCAGCCUCUCGUCGAUAUUGUCAUGGAUUUGAGCUCAUCAGCUCAGUCUCAAGGCAAUGUGACCGCUCCACUGAGUCCUGCCGCGGAUAUCCCUGCAGUGCGCCGCUCAACGCGUCCGACGCAGCCAGCUCUUGAUCGGCGAGUGAUAUCGGAGUCCACAACUACUAAACGCGCGCGCGACACAGAGAGCUCGGGUCACACAUCAAGGAAGCGCAACAAGUCUGGGCCCGCCAACACACGCAACAAAGGCCUCAAUUUAGACUGGGAGAUCUAUGUUGAUGGGAAGGUGACUCCGAUUCGAGAGUAUGCGAGAAUGCAUUUCGAUGCAUUUGCGGUGGAGUAUCCAGAGUAUGUAGCUGUUUGGAAGGCAGAAAAUCAAUACGUAGAAUUUGCGUAG